UGUUGGAGGUGGACCGCAGCUGCCGAGGAGGUCCGUCCGGGCAGCCGCCAGGCCAUGGGGGGACACCUGCCGAGGAGCGGCGCCGCGCGCGGCAGCAAGUGCGCGCCGCCGUGCGGGCCAGAGGCGGCGUGCAGACAUUUCCCCAACAGCACGUCGCUCUGCGUGUGCGUGCACGACGCCUCGCCGGCCGCACCGGGUCGCAAGUGUCCGCGUGUCGCAAUUCCCGUGUCGCUGCGGUCAAUUCCAGUGAUAGUGCCGACCAAUGGGACAAACGGAUCGCUGUGGCGCACAUCUCUCCAACAGGCGCCGGGCCAGCUGCCCCCCAAGCCCACGGCGCCGUCGUGGGCGGCUGGCACGCUGCAGACGGCGGCCGCCGUGUCGCUGCUGCUGGUGGCGCUGCUGCUCAGCACAGCCGUCACCUGCAUCUGGCGGCGCCUGUUGGCGGUGCGAUCCGCUACUGUGCCUAGCGCUGCCCCGCAACAUUUCACAUUGUCAGAUGGCGAGGACGGGCUGAGCGGUACAGAGGAGUGCCUGCUGGAGGUGGAGCGCGACACGGCGCACGACGCCAGCCGCCGGCCACGCCCACCAGCCCCCGCUCCCUCGUGACGACAUCCGCUUCCUGCACCAGUCGGGCUCCGGCUGCUGCACACAGAAUUCCAUGUCGGCGAACAGCUGUUUUUGACAUGAACGAGCCAUCUUCUAAUAGCAUGACUGGAUCCUGCUCUAUGUUCUCUGAUGACACAUCAGAGUUUGAUGGGUGAUGGCAGUUACAGUUUUGGAGGCUGGUGUUAUGUGACCACCUAAACUUUUUACUGUCCACGAGGACCAUAAGGAUCACUUUUACUUUCCUGCAGCAACCUUUAUUCACCAAAGUAGUAAUCAGUGAAGCCAGUGACAGCCAUUGCCUGCAAUUGUUUUAUUCACUUCCAGUUCAAAUGCUCCUGUGUUAUGGCAGUUCUGUAAAAUUUGAAACAUUCUGUGUAUGAAGGCCUUGGCCUUUAAUACAAUGGGUGUGUUAUGUAUGUCUCCCAUGCUCUGCCUACAGUCAGAACAAUUUCCCAUCCAAAAGUAAUCUGGCACAAUCAUUUACUGCUAUGGAUCUGGCACCUCACAUAUAACACAGAUGCUACACAAGUAACAGAAAUAGGAACUACAUACAGACAACGUAAUAAUUUGUACAUAACAGCAGUUGCUGGCAGAAGGGAUAAUGACACCAUAACAUUCGACUAAAAAGAAAUGGUGAACCUGUUGCAGACUUCUAGUGAAAGCUUAUUUUAGCAUGGAAAGUAUUACUGAUACAUAAAACAGUACAUUAUUCUAAGGAAAAUGUGAAAAUAUUUACAUAGCUCAAAACUACUUAUUCUCAUACAAUAAUAAGAAUGCUGUCCUUACAUGCUACUGAAAAUGGAAGUGACAUGGAAUGAUGCUCAAAUUCUUUCCCCUUCAUUAUUUCACUUCUUCAAAUCUGCAGAGUGAUUAGCACAGGCAGCAGUGUGCUCCUGUUGUCCAAGAAACACUGCCUAGCUAAAACAUCAACUAUUAUCUGGUGAUGACUUACAAUAACAGAAGUUCAUAAUGCAAUUAAAAUAUGGUAGAGGAUUGUCAAAGUAUGUGUUACAUAUUUGUUCAAUCAUGACCAAUCAAUCUGUGACAGAAUAGUUCUGUAAUUUUAAAAUUACUGUAACUGUU
Molecule: messenger RNA, 1689 nt
Organism: Schistocerca piceifrons (Central American locust)
Lineage: Eukaryota; Metazoa; Arthropoda; Insecta; Orthoptera; Acrididae
Exons: 6
Coding region: 55-606 (183 amino acids)
Source: RefSeq, a predicted model, not a curated record